UAUUAAUAAGAGGUUUGGUUUGGAAAAAGAAGAGGGAGGAGUGUCGGAAUUAAGUUUUAAAUGCUAGGAAGGGCCCCUCCGAGUCCGACCCCCGGACCCUUCGUUUCAUUUUCUACUGCCCCAUGUCCCUUAGAACAUGGAGGAAAUUAUGGCGGAUUCCCAACCAUAAAAGCUCUCAUACAACCCCCCCUCCCAAACACUUCCCUAGUUCUUGAAGCAACAAAACCCAUCAUGCCAAAACUGAGAAGCCACGGCCAAAAGGAAAGUAACAGAAACCCACUUCUAUACUAUCAUUGCAAUCAAAUCCAACAAGAAAAGCAGCCAUGAUUUUUGCACUUCCUUUGCCAAUCACUCUUUUCAAAUCCGUUCACACUUGAAAAAAGCAAGAAAGAAAAGAAAAAAAAAAAAAAACUUCGGGUCACUCUUCCCAGGUAGUAAGUACUCUACUCUUAACCAACCAAAAAAAUUAUAAGAACAAAGAAAUUAUGGAGAUUGAAUCAGCCAAGUGCGAGUGUUGUGGCCUCAAAGAAGAUUGUACCCAAGACUACAUAACCGAAGUCAAGGCCAAAUUUAAUGGCAAAUGGCUUUGUGGGUUGUGCUCAGAAGCUGUAAGAGAUGAAGUUAGCAGAGGUAAAAAGCCAUUCGGAAUGGAAGAAGCUGUGAAGGCUCACAUGUCAUUUUGUGGUAAAUUCAAAUCAAACCCGGCGGUUCGAGUUGCAGAUGGGAUGAGGCAGAUGCUUAGGAGAAGGUCAGGGGAUUCAUCUUCUUCUCCAUCGUCCGGGGAUCAUAUCAUUUCAAAUGGAGGCUGCAUCUCGGUUUCCCUAGUUCUUGAUUUAUAUUGGUAUGUUUUUCUCUCCCUUUUUUUCUAAUCUCCCAACUUAUAAUCAUACUGGCAUGGGAAAAAAAUAAAAAAUAAAAAAUAAAAUCUUCUGCCUUUUCUAUUCCUUGAAAAGAAAACUUUCUUACAAUUCCCACGAAAAAAAAGAACCUUAUAAGCUAGCUCUUUUGUUGGAUUCUUGACUGUCCUUGAAGAAAUUUUCCCUGAUCAUCGUUGCAUUCUUUUGAUGACUCGAUGUUUGUAAAGAGAAUCGGGACAGUAGAACUGAAAUUUCCUUAAAAAAAUUUAAAGAUCUCAUGAAGUCGAUCUGCAAGUCAAUGAAUAACUAUGAAGUAUAUUAAUGCAUGGGGUUGAAACUCGAAUAUACAAAAUUGAACUCUUCCGGGUUAAUUUCUUGAUGCCUAAGAUAUUUUUCUUCCUACCUGACUCGAUCACUAUCAAGUUGAUUGUACAAACAUUAACUUCAUUAACAAUUCUCUGUUUUCUAGUAUUAAAAUUGUAGCAGAAAGGGUCAACUUCCCACUCCACUAUAAAGGACAAUUACCUCAACAUUAUGCCCUAAGCUUCAAUUAUUUAGGUUAAAUUAUUAAUUUCCCCAUUCUAGAUGAUUAGUGGUUGACAAGAGAAACAUGUUUAUUUUUGUAAUAAGCUAGGCUUUGCAGUACUGAUCAGAUGUGAAUGGGGUGCAUUUAGUAACUGUAUUAUAGCCCUUGAUCUUUGGAAUAUCAACCAAGUAGUACUUCAUGUUUGAUCUACCCAAUGAUCUCCAUUUCUGUUCCUAA
This is a messenger RNA of Juglans microcarpa x Juglans regia, 1620 nucleotides long. RefSeq lists its product as uncharacterized. The transcript has 3 exons. Bases 486 to 869 code for a protein of 127 amino acids. The record is from RefSeq and is a predicted model, not a curated record. Lineage: Eukaryota; Viridiplantae; Streptophyta; Magnoliopsida; Fagales; Juglandaceae.